Camelina sativa (false flax) is the source of this 2136-nucleotide messenger RNA. Lineage: Eukaryota; Viridiplantae; Streptophyta; Magnoliopsida; Brassicales; Brassicaceae. The record is from RefSeq and is a predicted model, not a curated record.
GAGAGAGAGAAAGAGAGAGAGAAAGGAGUCAUUUUUUUAAUUAGUAAGCUCUCUCUCUCUCUCUCUUUGUGAAUAGGUAGGUGGUAAGCUCUGCUCUGCUCACUGCUUUACUAUUUUUUUUUUUAAUUAUCAAAACCAAAGCAAUCAUCAUCACAUCCACUUCCUACCUUCCUUCCUUACUUUUUCUUCUUUGCCCCAAACAAACAAAUGUUGUGGGAUUCUUUGAGCCGUUAAGAUUUAGAUCUCGAAAGAAGAAGAAUGGGGAGUCUAUCUUCUUCUGAGGAAGACGACGACGGCUCUUCUUCCGAGAGAUGCGGUAGCUACAGUCCCAGCGCCGACAUUAGCGAGUCCGAGACAUGCAGCAACGCCGACGCUCCCUCCUCCAUUGCCUCUUCUCCCCACGCCUCACGAGGUUUUUACUUCCCCGCCCCUGUUAUGCUUCCUGUCAUCGGCGGCAAAGAUGUCCUCUGGGAUGACAACAAACCCGACUCCNUUUUUGCAGAAAUUGAGAUGAUGAAAGAGAGAUUUGCCAAGCUACUUCUCGGUGAAGACAUGUCUGGUGGCGGUAAAGGGGUUUCUACGGCUCUUGCUAUCUCCAACGCCAUCACCAACCUCUCUGCUACUGUUUUUGGCGAGCUCUGGAGGCUUGAGCCCCUUCCUCUUCCCAAGAAGGCCAUGUGGCGCAGAGAACUCGACUGGCUCCUCUGCGUUAGCGAUUCCAUCGUUGAGCUCAUUCCUUCCAUCCAGCACUUCCCUGGGGGCGGCACCUAUGAGAUCAUGGAGACUCGCCCCCGCUCUGAUCUCUACGCCAAUCUCCCUGCUCUCAAGAAGCUCGACGCCAUGUUGAUCGACAUGCUUGACUCUUUCUCCCACACCGACUUCUCCUAUACCGAUCGCGGUAUUGUUCUUGGAGACUGUGACUACGACUCUCCUGCUUCCUCCUCUGGCCGCCCUUCCGUUCGGCAGGAGGACAAGUGGUGGCUCCCUUGCCCCAAGGUUCCCCCUCACGGCUUGUCACUAGACACUAGGAAGAAACUUCAGCAGUGCCGCGACUUUGCUAACCAGAUUCUCAAGGCUGCUUUGGCUAUUAACAGCGGUGUGCUCGCCGAAAUGGAGAUACCUCUCCCUUACUUGGACUCACUCCCCAAGAGCGGGAAAGAAUGCCUUGGAGAGAUCAUCUACCACUACUUAACUGCAAACAAGUUCUCACCCGAGUGUCUCCUAGACUGUCUUGAUCUGUCAUCGGAGCAUCAGACCCUCGAAAUCGCCAACCGGAUUGAGGCGGCUGUCCACGUUUGGAGACAGAAGAGUGGGAGGAAGCACAAGAAGCAGGCAAAGCUAAAGCUGUCCUCAUGGGGUGGCAAGGUUAAAGGCCUUGUAAAUGACACCGAAAGAAAUGAUUUCCUUGUGCAGAGAGCCGAGACCCUCUUGCAGAGUCUGAGGAUCCGUUUCCCUGGUCUUCCCCAGACAACGCUGGACAUGAACAAGAUUCAGUAUAACAAGGAUGUAGGGCAAUCAAUUCUGGAGAGUUACUCGAGGGUGUUGGAGAGCAUGGCCUUCAACAUCACGGCCAGAAUAGAGGAUGUGCUUUAUGUUGAUGAUGCCACGAGAAGAUCCAUAUCGGCCACGGAAGCACCGCAGUCACUAUUCAGCAAUGCACAGAAAGGGUUCUCUGUGCAAAGCUCACCCUACGGAUCCCCAUUUGCAACGCCAUCCCUGAGUGUAGCAUCUGGGAGCCCGAGGAGAGCACCGCCGCUGUACACAGUGAAGAGGAAUGGGACGAGAGAGAAGGGAGUGUUGGGGGAAACAGAGAAAGCAUGGUCGUAUGCAGGGAAUUUGAGUUCAAGAAGAGUAACGGGAGUGACGCCGGAAAGAGAUUAAGGUUUGGAAAUAGAAGAAGAAGAAGAAUGUAAAUCGAUGGAUGAUGGUUGUAGAAUGUAGUUGUUUUGUCUAGCAGACUACGAGGAAGAGUAUGGGGUUAAUAGGCAACAACAAUGUUGAUCUUUUCUUUAUAAUGUGGAGUAUAAUAAUUAAUGCAUGGAGGAAUGUUGUGAACACUUAACAGAAGAGAGGAAACACACUAGUAAAGUAGUAAGACUGAUUCUGGUCAAGUCCUAGAGAAGAACUUGAUGCGCA